Vavraia culicis subsp. floridensis is the source of this 2271-nucleotide messenger RNA. RefSeq lists its product as uncharacterized. Bases 92 to 1696 code for a protein of 534 amino acids. The record is from RefSeq and is a predicted model, not a curated record. Gene Ontology annotation, cellular component: endoplasmic reticulum. The transcript has a single exon. Gene Ontology annotation, molecular function: phosphatidylinositol-4-phosphate phosphatase activity. NCBI's taxonomy places the organism in Eukaryota, Fungi, Microsporidia, Pleistophoridae. Gene Ontology annotation, biological process: phosphatidylinositol dephosphorylation.
UUAUCACAUCCCAUACAACCGUUUCUGUCUCAGAUGUAAAACAUAUGUUUGCAACAUUUAAAAUAUUGCAAGCCGUGAUGACCCCAUAAAAAUGGAGAAGCAACAUAUGCUAGUUUACGAAAAUAACGAAAAACUGGUCAUCAAAAACGUGUCAGAGGAUAAUGAGGAGACACUUACGUUGUCGAAGGUGCUUGGCACGGGCAGCUUUAGAGGGAACAACGAGAACGAUGUCUUUAAGUGCAGCUACAGAAUACUAGGAUUGUAUGGCAUGCUGUGCUUGGGUGAAAACAGGUAUGUGAUUCUCGUGACAAAGAGUGUUAAAAUAGGACACGUUGCGAAUUAUCCUGUGUACGAGAUUAAAGAAGUGCAGAUAAAGGAGCUGCUGCGCAAAAGCAGCAAGGGCACGAAUGAUGCCUUCCUGCUGAAGAAAGCGCUCGAAUUUUUCAGAAAUCCCGGAAUCAUGUAUUCGGAAUUUCCCCUCUACAGCAGCAACAUGGACCAGGAAAACACCGAUUUCAUUUUCAACCACAACUUGAUCGGUAUGCUCAAGAGCCAUGUCAAGGGCUCUGUCUCCAAGUACGUGAUCCGAUCGAUCUACGGGUCAUUCCAGUACAUCGAUGUUGAGCGGUUUUCGAUUGUUCUUGUGUCGCGCAGAUCAUGGAAAAAUGUUGGUGCGCGAUUUAUCCGGCGCGGCUUGAACAGAGAGAAGGAGGCAGCCAAUUCUAUAGAAACAGAGCAGUAUGUAAUAAUGAAGGUCGAUGAGAAGCCCACCAACUCGUUUUUGCAGCUGCGCGGUUCGAUACCACUCUAUUGGAAGCAAGAUCUCACAUACAAGUAUCGACCGAUCAUAAAAAUUGUGAAAACUAACCCACUCAAGGAGUAUGACACGAAAUUGUGUAAAAAGUACAAGAACGUGUUUUAUCUCAAUCUGAUACAAAACGUGGGAUACGAAAGUGGCUUGAACAAGGUCUAUGUCUCGAAGCUUGCAGAUAAUUGUUUAAAGUACCUGCAUUUUGAUUUUGUCAGGGAGAGGCUCUUUGUUGAUUAUAACAAAAAACUGCAGCUGCUGUGUUUGAUAGCACCACAGCUGCAGCGAAACAGCUUUCAUGAUUCCAAGGGCAAUCAGAAGGGCAUUAUCCGUACAAACUGCGUAGAUUCGCUCGAUCGAACCAAUGUUGUGCAGUUUUUCAUAGCCGAGGAGAUGCUUGCAAGCCAGCUCAAGAGCCUCAAGCUGAGAAAAGAUGAUGUACCAGAAUUCGAGAUGAGGUACAAAAACAUGUGGAUCAACAAUGGAAAUAUGCUGUCGUAUCAGUACUCGGGCACGAACGCGCUUGGCGCUGAGGUUGUGCUUCACGGUAGACAGAACUUAAGAGGGGCCCUUACAGAUUUCUAUAACUCAGGGGUGAGGUACUUUCUCAAUAGAUUUUAUCAUGGCGAUUUGCAGACAUCGUAUGAUAUCAUAUCAGGCAAUUACAAGCAGCUGAAGAUAGCCAAGCGCAAGAGAUACUUCAAUUUUUCAUAUUUCUUCCUCCUUUUCUUUGCCAGUAUUUCAUACACCUCAUACUACAUUUUUGAUACAGUCAAUUUUCCUAGAGAGUUGCUCGUGUAUUUUUUGGUAUCAUGCUUUGUUGUGCCUAUUCUAUAUCCGUUUAUUGCUAGGUAUUGCUUCAAUUACCCAUACUUUGAAAGCGAUUAAAUGUGUUUAAUGACAACUCAGGUUUCUUUGUUGGGUGCGUCUUUUGAGGGAGCAGUAUGACAUUAAGUGAUCAAAAAGUGUCUGACAUAAUUUAAUUUAUCACUUGACAAAACAAACCAGAUUUGUUCUGUAAAAAUGCGGGCAUAUGCUUUGUUUGAUGUUGUUUGCGCAUCACGAAAGCGGCAACAUUUUCAUAUUUACUCUGCGCAUGUACCUAAAUACAUAGGAAGAUCUAUCCGUUUUCUUGGCUGCCACAUUUACAUAAAAAGAACAGCCAAUAUCCACGGUUUAAAGUCUUUCUUUAUCCGAUUUAUGUCAAUAAUACAAUGAAUUAGGAAUAUGGUGCGAUGAAUAGAACCUUGUACGAAUAAAUCCCGCUAAAGCACUUUUUAUUGGCAGUCUACGGAAUAAACUUAAUAACUGUUGAUGUUGUAGAGAAAAUCAUAAUUGGUUAGAUGUGACGUAAGGAGCACUAAAUUUUUACGGUUAAAAUUACGAAUAUUUGAUUUAAGCAAUAAGUAAAGCACUUCCUCGACCAACACCUCCUUUCAUAUUACAAUUAAGUAAAGUUUUCC